UUGAUGGUAUAAGGGACAACAUGGACGGUACAAGGAAACGCAUCCAUCUCACAACGAAACAAGACCUUUAUAAUAUACUGAGAGAUUACAAGAUUAAAAACAGUGAGCGACUACACAUGGACGAUCAUGCAAGUGUGCUUCUCUGGGUGAAGCACAUGGAAAAUGAGCUGGACAAUCCUGUCCUGUUCUUUAAGCAUCAAGGGUGGCUAGACAAGCCAGACAUCCUUUCAAGAAAUGAAAGUGAACUUCUUGACAUCAAUGAUUUCAUGAUUGUAAUAAUGACUGAGCCCCAACGUGACCUACUUGCCAGCUUGGGCAGCGAUCGCAUCUGCAUAGAUGGAACACAUGGAACUACAGGUUUUGACUUCCAACUUGUGACCCUACUCUGUGUUGAUGAGUUUGGUGUGGGCUUCCCAGUAGCAUUCUGCAUUACUAACAAGGUAGAUCAAAAGGCAAUGGAAACCUUCUUCAAAUCAGUGCGGCAGAAACACGGAGAAGUGACAGCCAGGGUGUUUAUGAGCGAUGAUGCCCCAAGCUUUUACAAUGCCUGGCAGGCAAUCAUGGGCAACGUCGAGAAGAGGCUUCUUUGUGCUUGGCAUAUUGAUAAGAACUGGCGGCAGAACAUAAGACAGCACAUCAAGGACAAGGAGCUCAAGCAUUCACAUACAAGGCGCAACCUGUGCAAGCAUAUACAUGCUGUGACUGCAAGUAAGGAGCUUGACUCUGCCAGUGACCACAACACUGCACAGCCUUCAUUUCAGGUGGAAAAUAGCCAAGAAGUUGAGGAAAACUUGACAGGCAAACUCACCGCAUUACAAGCUAUACGACUGCAGGGAACAUGCAAUGGUUCCAAGCGUUCCCUGCUGCUGCUGGAUGCACUCCGUGAGAAACUGCAAGAAACACCUCCCAACAAUGAGUUCUACAAGAUGAAGCAAAUGAACCACAUCAUUGACGAAAUAGUAGGCAACCAACAAGCAGUCGUAGUCAAUUUAGGGGAGGACACAAUUGAGGAGGAGGAGGACAGUAUGGACGAUGAACACUUCGAAUGGCAGUGA
Messenger RNA from Rhipicephalus sanguineus (brown dog tick), 1055 nucleotides. RefSeq lists its product as uncharacterized. The record is from RefSeq and is a predicted model, not a curated record. Lineage: Eukaryota; Metazoa; Arthropoda; Arachnida; Ixodida; Ixodidae. The transcript has 5 exons. The coding region runs from base 21 to 1055 and encodes 344 amino acids.